This is a messenger RNA of Fundulus heteroclitus (mummichog), 2913 nucleotides long. RefSeq names its product transketolase. Gene Ontology annotation, cellular component: endoplasmic reticulum membrane; extracellular exosome. Gene Ontology annotation, molecular function: thiamine pyrophosphate binding; transketolase activity. Gene Ontology annotation, biological process: pentose-phosphate shunt, non-oxidative branch; ribose phosphate biosynthetic process. The record is from RefSeq and is a predicted model, not a curated record. NCBI's taxonomy places the organism in Eukaryota, Metazoa, Chordata, Actinopteri, Cyprinodontiformes, Fundulidae.
CUUACACUGGGAAAUACUUUGAUAAAGCCAGUUACCGUGUGUACUGCCUGGUGGGGGAUGGCGAGAUGUCGGAAGGCUCUGUCUGGGAAGCCAUGUCGUUUGCCUCCUACUAUCAGCUUGACAACUUGGUGGCCAUCAUGGACGUCAACCGCUUAGGCCAAAGUGACCCUGCACCCCUGCAGCAUCACGUAGAGAAAUACCAGAAGCGCUGUGAGGCUUUCGGCUGGCAUGCCAUUAUUGUGGAUGGUCACAGCAUUGAAGAGCUUUGCAAGGCUUUUAGCCAGCCACGUCAUCAACCCACUGCAAUUAUUGCUAAAACCAUCAAAGGCAAAGGCAUUCCAGCUGCAGAAGAUAAGCUGGGCUGGCAUGCCAAAGCUUUACCCAAAGACAUGGCUGAGAUGGUUAUGAAGGAUCUGCAGAGCCGGAUUAUGAACACCAGCAAGCACCUUUAUCCCCCUGCUCCCAUCGAGGACUCCCCACCUGUUAGCCUGAGGAACAUCCGCAUGCCAAGCGCACCCAACUACAAACCUGGAGAAAAGAUUGCUACUCGCAAGGCGUAUGGAAUGGCACUUGCUAAGUUGGGUCGCUACAACGAACGUGUCGUGGUCCUCGAUGGAGACACCAAUAAUCUCACCUGUUCUGAGAUCUUCAAGAACGAACAUCCAAACCGCUUUGUUGAGUGCUAUAUCGCUCAGCAGAACAUGGUCAAUGUUGCCAUGGGAUGUGCCGCUCGAGAGAGGAACGUCGUGUUUGCCAGCACCCUUGCCUCCUUUUUCACUCGUGCCUAUGAUCAGAUUCGCAUGGCAGCGAUUUCAGACAGCAACAUCAACCUGUGUGGUUCCCACUGCGGUCUGUCCACUGGGGAGGAAGGCCCCUCUUUGAUGGCUCUAGAGGACAUGGCUAUGUUCAGGGCCCUACCCACUGCGACAAUCUUCUACCCCAGUGAUGGUGUCACCACAGAAAAGGCUGUGGAGCUGGCUGCAACCACAAAGGGUGUCUGCUACAUCCGAACCAGCCGCCAAGACAAUGCCAUCAUCUAUAAUAGCAAUGAGGAUUUCCAUGUUGGACAGGCAAAGGUGGUGUUCCAGAGCAAAGACGAUCAAGUGACUGUGGUAGCAGCUGGAGUGAUUGUGCAUGAAGCCCUUGCUGCUGCUGAGCAUCUCAAGAAAGAGAGGAUCUCUGUAAGAGUGAUCGACCCCUUCACAAUCAAACCGCUGGACGUUAAAACCAUCAUCGACCACGCACGUGUCACCAGGGGAAGGAUCCUCACUGUUGAAGACCACUAUUAUGAAGGUGGUCUAGGCGAGGCGGUGUCCUCAGCAAUGGUCAAUGAGUCUGGGUUUACUCUGCACCGUCUGGCUGUGUCCCACGUUCCCCGAAGCGGCAAGCCUCACGAGCUCCUGAAGAUCUACGGGAUAGACCGCGACGCCAUAGCUCAGGCAAUCCGAAAGAUGCUCAGCAGCUCGGCCAAUGCCAAGUAAUUUUCUCUGUGCCCCACCCACUUUUCUUAACGCACCCCUUCGGAUGGAGAUAGACAGUCACAUAUGUUUUUGAAGCACAGAACCCAUUUUUAUUAUUGAAUCAUUGAUUAAAAAACGUGUGCUGAAGUGUUGUAAUUGUGUGCAGUUCACCUUCAAGUAGACUUCUGCAUCAACCUUCCUUUUGUGCAUUCAUCCAAACACAUUUACAGAGAUACAUAAUCUAUGUAAAACACACAUCUUCACUCAUAAUCUCUACCUUGUUGUGAUCCAAGUCCAAAAAUAAGAUGUUGCCAUUUCCUUUUUUGUUUUUAGAUGGAUAAUCACUGUGUAAAACAAUUUGUUGUCCUAUCUUUAACACGUUACUAGAGAUGCACCUGUUUGAUAUUUGUGGUCCUGAUCUCCAGUAUUUUUAAAGUUUUGACCUGCUCUUUUACCCCAUUUCUGUUGAAGAACUAAAAAUAUCAGCAUUUGAUUUUUUUUCCUGUCAUCUUAAACAAUAACAAUAUUUUUAUUAGGAGCAAUGUCACAAAGCUUGUAUGACAGAUUUGUCCAUGUGAAGCAGUGUUUUACAACUUUUAAAAUAAAAAUAAAAUUGUCAGCGAGUUUAGAUUUAGCAAUUAGCAUGAUUAGCAUGGUUAGCAUUAGCAAUUGUAAACAUCCAUCUCUGUGCGUAUUCACUUGAGUGUAGAUCCUUACCCUGACUCUGAGAUUUUCAAAAGGGUGUCAGCAUUUCCCAAUCCAUCCUUUUCAAUGACAGAUACAGCUCGAAGCUUUAAAGGCUAACAGGGAGUAACUUUGCUGUAAUAUAUUCAGACUUCCUGGCAUCUGAGAAUAUAUCACUUUGCCUCUUCACCAAUUUCUUUGCUACAUUUUCAAAGCUGGUGAAAGUUUAACUCCUGUGAUAGAUGACAAUUUUUCAAAAAAGGUUUGGUGCAAAAUAAUUAAAAUGACUAGAAACUGAUAGAAGUUAAGGUCUCUUGAGGAAGCACAAGACAUUACCUUUGACAAUUUGUUUCUUAAACCUUUCGUGUCUCCUCUGACUUAAUUUUUAUGACCCUAAAUGAAAUGGAAACUAGCUAAAAUAACUCAUCUUACUUGUUAUAAGAGCAGCUUGGAAAUGCUCAGGUAUGGUAUGUCUGCUGAUUAAAAUCUGAGCAUUCAGCUGGUUGGUCUCCUGGUCAAGCCUGAAAAUCUGCCCAUUUUGAUCACCGGCUGAUUUUUUCGGUGCAUCUCUACCUCUUACUAAUCCUUUCAUGUGCUUUUCAGCGCUUUUUGAUUUACCUUGUUCAGCCAGAAAUAGUUGUGUAUUGCUCUAAUGUUCUAAUACUGGGUGGGGACCAGUUUUAAUGUCGGUGUUUAUUGUGUCAACGGUGUCAGAAAGAAGACAUGUGGGUUCUUGCUUGUAGAAGGUAGUGGGGGCAAAAAAAAAAAA